AUGGUAAAAUAUACAUUAGAUAAUUUAAUAAAAAUAUAUAAAACUAGCUAUACAGCCGUUUUACCAGAAAUUCUUAUCAAAAAAUAUUUAAAAUAUGACCCAAUUACAGAACAAUUAAAUGUUUUUGGAAAUAAUUUUUAUUUAAAGGACAAAAGCGUUUAUGUAAUUGGUACUGGAAAAGCUGUGAAAAAUAUGGCAAUUGAGGUAGAAAGCAUGUUAAAUUCUAAAAUUAGAGAUGGCUAUAUAAGUUUACCUAAAGGCAGUUUUAACAAAUUAGAGUUUAAAAGUAAUCUAAAAUAUAUAGAGGGAGCUAAAGACAACUUGCCUGAUGAGGAUGCUGAAAACACUAGCAUAAAAGUAAAAUCUUUACUUUCCAACAUGUGUAUAAAUGACUUUGUAAUAGUCCUGAUUUCUGGUGGUGGAUCAGCUUUAUUGCCAUUGCCAAAAGCCCCAAUUACUUUAGAACAGAAAACCACAUUAAUUAAGAAACUGGCAAAUUGUGGUGCAGACAUUAAAGAAUUAAAUGUAGUGAGAAAAGCGACAUCAGAUUUAAAAGGUGGACAAUUGGCUUUAAAAGCACAACCAGCUAAAAUUGUUACAUUAAUUUUGUCUGAUAUUGUUGGUGAUCCCUUAGAUCUCAUAGCCAGUGGGCCCACAGUAGAAAAUAAGGAUUCUCCAACAGCUGCAAUUAAUAUUAUCAAGAAAUAUCACUUAUUUGAAGACCUUCCUUCAUCUAUCUUAAGUGCACUAGAAGAUAAAGCACAUAAUAGACCAUUUCCUCAUAAAAAUGUACAUAAUUAUAUAAUAGGCUCAAAUAAAUUUAGCAUAGAUGCUGCAGUUUCUCAAGCAAACAAAUUACAUUAUUUAUCUGUAGCAUUAUCAUAUACAAUUACAGGGAAUGUUAAAGAUCUAGCUAAGCAAUAUUACAAACUACUUAAGCAGUUUUGUGAUUAUCUUAAUGGAAACAUUGAUUUUGAAACACUAAAGUCAGAUGUUAGCAAGCUUGAUUUGCCAGUUAUACUAGAUAACAUAAAUGUCUUAAAUACAGUUGACUUCAAAGGAGAUAUUUGUCUUAUUCUGGGUGGAGAGACAACUGUAGAAGUUACAGGGAGUGGGAAAGGAGGAAGAAAUCAACAAUUACCAUUAGAAUUAUCAUUAUUGUUACAUGAAAAUAAGCAUUGUUUGUCAGACCAUGAAGUAUAUUUUUUAAGUGCUGGUACUGAUGGUAUAGACGGCCCUACAGAUGCAGCUGGGGCAAUCGGUUAUACCAAUUUAGUAACUGAUGCAAAAAAAGAAAAUCUCGAUGUUAAAACAUAUUUGACGAACAAUGAUUCAUACAAUUUUUAUAAAAAGUUCAGGAAGGGUGAACUACACAUUAUUACUGGCCAUACAAAUACUAAUGUUAUGGACAUUCAUCUUAUAGUGAUUAGUAAGCAAUAA
Molecule: messenger RNA, 1440 nt
Organism: Pieris macdunnoughi
Lineage: Eukaryota; Metazoa; Arthropoda; Insecta; Lepidoptera; Pieridae
Source: the annotation of a GenBank genome assembly